Didymodactylos carnosus is the source of this 2169-nucleotide messenger RNA. The record is from the annotation of a GenBank genome assembly. NCBI's taxonomy places the organism in Eukaryota, Metazoa, Rotifera, Eurotatoria, Philodinida, Philodinidae.
AUGGGUGCCAGUCCUCAGAUUCGUAGGAAAUCCGAUACAACGCCCGAAGCGCGGAAGAUCAAGGUCUCACUUGACUCUCAAUUUGAAAAGGGCAUCCUGGGCUAUCAGGCUGUGGAAACAAAUCAACACAAUCCUAUUGGAAAAUGUUUACACACGAGCUAGUUUUGCAAAGAUCCCCUAGAAAACCUGUUUCAGAAAGCUCUUCUGAGAAAAAUUUUGGUUAUGAAAACAUAUCCCCAAGUCUCCUCUUUCGAAUGGUGAAAAUUGGAGCUCUUUAGCUUUUUAGCUUUUUCCUAUCGAAAGUUAUUCAAAAAGAGUCAUAUACCGUUCUCUUUUUGAAUGGACAAUAGUAGAGAGUAAAAUUUUAAUCUCCACUGGUGAAAUUUUAAACUCCAUUGAAUUUUAAUUUCAACUGUAACAUAUCCAUGAGUUCGUCGUUGACGGUUAUAUUCGUCACAAUAUUUGUGGCUUACAUUGAAAAUGAACAUAUUAUCAAGUUACUCAAUGGCAAUAAUUCUGCAAUAUUAGCAUGGCGUCGAUAUGUGGAUGAUGCUAAUAAAAACCUAAUCCAAAACACCUUUAACAAUUUAUAUCCACAUUUAAAUUUUACAUUUGAAAAAGAGAACGAUUUUACAAUAUUAUUCCUAAAUGUACUAGUUAACUGAACAUAUCAUCAGUUUAUUACUAAUGUUUACAGAAUGAAAACAUCAAUGAAUCCGAUGAUAAAAUGAGAUAGCUGUGUUUCAAAAUUGUUUAAAAAGGCGGCUGUAAGUUCACUUAUCUAGUCACUAGAAUUUGCUUCAGUUUUGAAUUAUUACACAAUGAAUUUAAACAUAUACAACAAGUAACAUUACAAACAGGCUAUCCAUCAAGAUUUGUUAAAAGAUAAUUAAUUAAUAAGAAUAAAUAAAAUGUAUAGACAAACGAACAUGAUCAUAACAAAGAUACAAAAGUCAAUCAACACAUUCAGUUCAUAGAAAUUCCAUUCAUUGGUAAGCCGAUUUAUGAUCUCGACAAGCAACUGAAACAAAUUGUUACAAAGAACGAUCCUAAACCUGAAUUAAUAGUUAUCACCCGAUAGCACCUUCCCAACAUCAGGUACUGCUUCUUCACUCUUGAAAUUUCCAGAUUCCAAAUCUCUUUAGAAGUUUUCAUUGACAAGAUAUGCUCGAUAUAUCAAUUUAAUCGAGAACUCUUAACGGUUUAUUCAAUUUAAAUCAAUUGAAAAUUUAUACUCUUCAUAGUCAAUUGGACAUAACAAAUUUUGGAUCGAGGUAUUGAUGAAGAAAGUUCUCGAUGUCAUUUGACUUUUGGACUCCACCAAGAAUUUAUCAAAAACUUAUUGAGUUAAACCAUGAGAAAAUUUAUUUUUAGGAGUACCUGGAUUCGUACAGAUCAUCGACUAUAAAGAAUCUGAAUUUGCAGCCUAUUCCCACUGGAUAAACUUAUGAAAGUUCUCGAUCUGGAUGACAUAAAAUUAAAAAUUUCAAAUUUAUUAUAAAAUUUGAUCAUGACAUUAAAUAAACAAUCUAUACUCUUGCCAUUUUGAAAAGGCAGCUAAAAUACCAAAAACAAACGGUAAAAAUUUAUUUUUUUAAGCUACAGAACAAUAUUUGUUUUGAGCGUCAUUUAACAAUAAGGCGAAACAAAAUAUUGGAAAAAAUUUAAUUUUUUUUUCCCUUCUUCAAGUCUACACGCCCACAUUAUAAAAUCUCAAUUUUGCUAUGUACAAUUGACUAUUGAGUAUAAAUUUUCAGUUGACUUGAAUUGAAUAAACCUUUAAGAAUUCUCGAUUAAAUUGAUAUAUCGAGCAGAUCUUGUCAAUGAAAACUUCUAAAGAGAUUUGUUAGAAAGAAUGUAAGACUUCUAAACAGUUUAUUUUGAAUUGAGUAUUGCUCAUUUUCUGUACAUAUCAUUUGAACUAUUUGUAAAAUACACUAGCAUCUACUAAUACUUUCAAAUGAAAAUCUGAUAUAAUCAAUGUAUGGAAUUCGUCGAUGGUAGUAUAAUCAAUUCAAUUUUACAAAUAGUUCAAAAUUAUCGUCAACCGACGUUUGAGUGCCCGACAUUUGAGCGCCCCCGACAUUUGAGCGCUCGCCAUGUGAGCGCCCGCGGCUGUUGAGGGCCGCGGGCGGGGCCGGGGGGGCGGGGGGUCGGGGGGGGGGGGGG